Sitophilus oryzae (rice weevil) is the source of this 1460-nucleotide messenger RNA. RefSeq lists its product as uncharacterized. The record is from RefSeq and is a predicted model, not a curated record. The transcript has a single exon. NCBI's taxonomy places the organism in Eukaryota, Metazoa, Arthropoda, Insecta, Coleoptera, Curculionidae. The coding region runs from base 22 to 1386 and encodes 454 amino acids.
UUGGAACCUCAUAAAAGAAUAAUGAUUUUUUCGAGAAAAGGUUAUAAGAUCGAAAGUUUGAAUAAUAGAUUAAUUUAUGAGCGAGGCUUAGAUUUGGUUAUGAUCGAUUUACAAAGCACACCUGCUCAAGUAACCUAUCUAUUGAUAAAUAAAUCGCAAACUUUAACAAAAAAUCUUUCGAAACACGAACUUUUACCUCAAAAAUGGGAGCCUCAAGAUUUUUUCAAGUACACUGGAAGAAAUAUCAUCGUGAGUACGUUUGAUUGCCCUCCUUUUGUGGAAAUAUCAAAAAACAACGUUUUUGGAGGCGUAGAAUACGAAUUUUUGAAGGAUUUCACCAAAAGUUGGCCAGUAGAAUACAAAAUAAUCGAAAACAAAAAUACAAGCGUUAGAGUAAAUCAUUUCUUGGAAGUUAUAGAAAGAAUUAAACUCAAAAAAGCUGAUAUUGGAGUUUGUUUCAUAUGGCAAAGAGCUCUAAUGGAAAGAAACUUGGAUUACUCUUUUCGCAUGUUUCCCACGUGUUUGACUUUUCUUGUUUUGAAGCCGGACCUGCUAAAAAGCUCUUUAUUCUUGUUUCAACCCUUUCAAGACAAUCUUUGGGUAGUUUUUCUUGUGAUUUUCACACUUUUGGUUGUUUUAUACAAAAAUUUUAUUGGUUUACCUAAUUUUCUUAGUAAAGAGGUUUAUCUAAUAUCUUCAUUCGUUUUUUUGGGGCUCAUUUUCUCAUAUUAUUCCGCUGAAUUGACCACACAACUAAAUUUUCCCCGAUUUUUACAAAACUACGUAAGAAACUUCGAGGAUAUGAUCGAAAAAGGUAUUAAAUGGGAAGAACCAAGGAACGAUAUACAGUUAUGGUUUGAACAAACUAAAGAUCCACUUUGUACAACUAUAGCGAAGAAUUUUAGACAAAGUUCUGACAGAAUAUCGAUGAAUAAACAUGUUUUGACUGGAAAAUACGGGUUGUUGGUGAAGAUGACUUCAAGAUCGAUGGUGGUAGGGUCUGAAGAAUUGGAUGAUCAAGGUAAAACACGUUUGAGACUCUUACCAGGGUGUUUGGCUUGGUUUUACAGCUCUAUAGCUUUUCCCAAACAUUCCCCACUGAAGAAACACUUCAACAGGAAGAUAAAUUUAUAUUUUUCCAACGGAUUGCUAAGUUUCUGGGAGUCUAUGACGAUAAGGAAGUCAAAUUAUCGGUAUAUGAAGAAUUUUAAAGAGAUUUAUAUGGAGGGAAUGGUUCACAGAAAAAUAGAUAUGGAAAAACUAACAGGGAUAUUCUAUUUUCUGAUAUGCGGGUAUAUUUUCAGUGUUAUUUGUUUUAUUUUGGAGUAUUUAAGUGUUUGGUUUAGUAUUCGAUUAAAGACAAAUAUAAUAUUUGUAAAUAAAUAAAGUAUUAGAAGAUUAACAGUUAAGUUUUUUCAAUUAAUCAAUACUUAAUUUUGUUUAUGUUUAAUUUAUUUAUA